UCCCAAGGAGCAGGGAGCCCGAUGCGGGACUCGACCCCCGGACCCUGGGAUCAUGACCUGAGCCGAAGGCAGACGCUUAACCAUCUGAGCCACCCAGGCGCCCUAACAGUCUUGAUUUUAAAUGGGUGUUUCUGUCCCUCUAAAUAUGGCUUCUUAAGAUGCAGACUUCUUAGCUGAACUUGGCAUUUGAGGAUGCGAGAUGGCAGGAAAGAAACAGUAACGUUACUUCCCCAGAUGUGAGGAAGUCAUUUCUGUCUCACCUGCAUGGAGUCGGCAGGAACUAGUAAUUAGUUGGCUACAGGGAGAAGAGCAGGCUGUGAGAGCAUUUUCAUGAAUGUGACAAUUCUUCAUUGUACUUUUAUUGCUGAGUCCAUUCUGAGUCUUCAGAUUUUAAAGGCUUCUGCAGGCAAGAGCGUGUGUGUAAUGGGGCGUUCAGAAACUCGCCUCUCUGGCACGGCUGCCGAAGCUAAAUCCUUGCCUCUUUGACACUCCUGUUCUAGCUAAGGAUCGUCCAGAUGGAUUUUUGGAUUUGGGCCAAGAGCAUUCAGAUCCAGGGGGACAAGCCAUGGGGCCCCUCCCCAGACCUCAGCCAAGAAACCCAUGAGAGUAUGUGUGUGUGUGUGUGUGUGUGUGUGUGUGUGUGUGUGUGUGUGUGUGUGUGUGUGUGUGUGUGAGGGUGUUGCUCAUGGUCACACUGAGGGUUAAGUGCAGACUCUGAAGGAGUGGCUUGUGCUGCAGGGAGAACUGAGUCAGUAGAGAGGCAAGGCCCAUUCAUGUAUUAGCCAACAUGCAUCGAGGACCUAAUUAGCUUCAUUUUACAAAAGUGGUUUAGAAAGGUUAAGGAACAGACCUGAGUACAUCUAAUAAAUAGCAGAAUCAGUUCUCAAACCUGGGUCUGUUUGACUUUCAAACCCAGGCUAUUAGAUGAAAAGAAGUAAAUAUAGAACAUCAGGGCCCUGGGACCAGGUCAGCGUGUCCUGCCUAGUUUUGCUACUUUCUGGCAAGGAAUUGUUCUGGCUGUGGAUAAAGUUAAAUUGUCCGAUGUAGAUGAGUGUGAGGUUUCCGGCCUGUGCAAGCAAGGAGGACGGUGUGUGAACACUUACGGAAGUUUCGAAUGCUACUGUAUGGAUGGAUACUUGCCAAAGAAUGGACCUGAGCCUUUCCACCCUACCAGAGACGCCACGUCAUGCACAGAAAUAGACUGUGGCACCCCUCCUGAGGUCCCAGAUGGCUUUAUCGUCGGAAAUUAUACUUCUAGGCUUGGCAGCCAGGUUCGUUAUGCUUGCAAAGAAGGAUUUUUCAGUGGCCCGGAAGAUACAGUUUCAAGCUGCACUGCCUUGGGCACAUGGGAGUCCCCAAAAUUAAAUUGCCAAGAGAUCAAGUGCGGCCAUCCUCCGCAGGUGCAGCAUGCACUGCUGGUGGGGAAUCACAGCUCCAGCCCGGGCAGUGUGGCUCACUAUGUCUGUCAGGAGGGCUUUGAGAGCCCUGGAGGAAAGAUCACUUCUGUUUGCACGGAGAAAGGCACUUGGAGAGAAAGUACUUUGACAUGCACAGAAAUAAUUACAGAAAUUAGUGAUGUAUCAGUGUUUAAUAACACCUGUGUGAGGUGGCAGAUAAACCCAGGAAGCAUCGUCUCCAAGAUUGUUUACGUGAUAUACAUGAAAGGACAACGGUUGCACCCUGUGGGAUCAGUUCACGAGGAGACAGUCAACGUGACCACAGACAGCAGGACCCCAGAAGUGUGCCUAGAUCUGUACCAGGGCACCAACUACACCGUGAGCGUGUCCACCGCCCCUCCCUCGCGCUCCGGGCCGGCCAUCAUUGGGUUCCAGACGGCUGAAGAUGAUCUCUUAGAAGAUGAUGGAAUUUUCAAUAUUUCAGUAUUCAGUGAAGCUUGUUUGAAACUGAAGAGGCACCCUAGGAAACUUGGCUCAGAACAAAUGUACCAAUUUAAAGUUCUGGGCCAAAGGUGGUACCUGAAUAAUUUUUAUCAUGCAACAUCAUUUAACUUUACAACAAGGGAACAAGCUCCAGUGGUAUGUUUAGACCUGUACCCAGCAACUGAUUACACAGUGAAUGUCACUCUCCUGGGAUCUUCUGAGCAGCACUCAGUGCAAAUAAUGAUGACAACCGCACCAGCAGUAAAACAGAUCAUCGGUAACAUUUCAAUAUUUAAUGAAACCUGCUUGAGAUGGAGAAGUACAAAGACAGCUGAUAUAGAGGAGAUGUAUUCAUUCCACAUUCAGGGCCAGAGAUGGUAUCAGAAGGAAUUUGCCCAGGAGAUGAUCUUUAAUAUCACUGCCAGGAGCCAGGCUCCUGAGAUGUGCUUGGACCUGUGUCCGGGUACCAACUACAGCGUCAGCGUCCACGCUUUGUCUUCUCAGCUUCCCGUGGUCCUCUCCCUGACAACGCAGAUUACAGAGCCUCCCCUUCCGGAAGUAGACUUUGUCACAGUGCAUGGGGGGCCUCUACCACGUCUGAGACUGAGGAAAGCCAAGGCGAAAAAUGGACCUAUCAGUUCAUAUCAGGUGUUAGUGUUUCCCCUGGCCCUCCAAAGCACAUUUUUUUGUGAUUCUGAAGGGACCACCUCAUUCUUUAGCAACACUUCUGAUGCUGAGGGAUAUGUGGCUGCAGAACUACUGGCCAGAGAUGUUCCAGAUGAUGCCACGGAGAUAUCUAUUGGAGACAGGCUGUACUAUGGGAAAUACUAUAAUGCACCUUUGAAAAAAGGGAAUGAUUACUGCAUUAUAUUACGAAUCACAAGUGAAUGGAAUAAGGUGAGAAGAUGCUCCUGUGCAGUUUGGGCUCAAGUGAAAGGCAACCUGCUGAGCAGAGCAAGGAGAUUCGUCAUUCAUGCUGCAGCAGAUGGUGGGCGUCGCGCUGGGCUCCAUGGCCGUUGUGAUUGUUCUCGCAUUCCUCUCCUUCUCAGCCGUGUGAUUGCAGAUGGGCGCUACGUGUGGGGGAUGCAGUGCUGCUGGGGCAGGUGUUAUGACAGCUUCUCAGGUGCCUGCCUACACAGAGGCCCCGUGUGGCUUCCAUCCAGGUGGUCUGGGUCUGCAACUUUUUCCAUCCCCAGCUUGGCCCCAUUUCUGGAUUCAAGAUGGUGAAUACCUCUGUGGAACCCCCACCAAGAGGAGGAAACUCAGGAAUUGCUGACAUCUUUUCUGCCUACUACACAACCAGUUCUGUGUCCGUGUACUUGAGACCCUUGAUAGAUAGUGUAAUAUUGACCACAGGCUACAGAUCAUGUGGGUUGGACCUUUGUCUUCCUCUGAGUGAUUCCUGAGAGUCAGCUCUUCUGGAAAUUGAAUGCAAGAGAGUCUCUGCACCUUCCUUUAUAGCAUCUCUGGAUUAAUUUGGAACCAUCAUUUUACAAUGAGCAAUGAGAUGGACUUAAGUUUGGGCUAGAAUUUGCCUUUAUGAAGGAGGUCAUCGAAAAGGAUAGAGAUCAUUGACAGAGGCAACUUGUCAAACAUUUUAGAAGCAACCCCUUUCCUAUAAUUAAUUGACAUACUAAUAGAAAGUAUACUAACCUGGCCACUCCAGUAAGUUCCCUGCAAUGUCAGGCAGCGUUGCUUUGAUACAGAUCCAUGGGUCUUACAGGUAUUCAAAAGCCAUAAGUUUUCAUUCAAAUAAAAAUAUUCUGUUAAUUUAGACGGUUCUUCUCUUCCACACCAAAGUUUAUAGCAGUCUUGGCUAACUUUUUUCAUUACUCUCUCUUAAAAAUGCCCUUGUCUUCCUUUAGAUUUGGUGCUCAUGUAGUAACAAUGGGCUGAAACAUUGUCAAGUCCAUGCCCAGCCCAUGUGUUUGCAGGGAAGGGGGAAGAAUGUGAGUGAUGUGAUCUUCCCCUUUACCUACAGCCUCAGUGACUAUGGCUGUUACUUUAUCAUGAACCAUGACACAUUAGAUGUAAGCUGUCCUGGGCCCGCUCUCAACUUGCUGAAUUUACAGAUGGGCGUAUUAGAUUGGACUUUUAAAGCCUGAAUCAGUGUUCUUUAACUUUCCUCCCUAACUGAUGGCGUGACUCCAAGGCUCAGUAAGAAACGAGUGGAGCAGAGGCAUGUGGCUCUCCUAGGCAACAAUGGUAUUCUCCCUCUUCUCCCUCUUUCGAGGCCUGGAGAAUAAAAAGCUUGGGGGAGGCAAGCAGGGGACAGUUCUAGUAUAUGACCUUCGGGCGCAGUGUAUAUGAACGUGGCCCUGGAAUUGUGCAGGGUUGUAGUCCUGCAGAAGAGGGACAGUGUUCCUGACGGGGUGGGUGGGCGGCUCUGUUCUCUCUCCACUAGCUCACUGGGCAUUCGUUGAGGGUCAGAUCUGAGUGGUCUGGGCUGGUGGGCAGAGGAGGAAACGAGAGGAACAAUAGAAACAGGUGGAAACUGUCUGUGAAGCUGCCCUGCCCUGGGAGACCUGGCUCCGAGUAUAUCCCCUCAACUGGGGAGAGUCAGAGAGAGGGAAGUGAUAUCCUGACACUUGGGUGUUCAGGGACAGCUGUUAGCCCCAGGCCCCAUCAGCAUUCGGCAGUAUUCGGAAUAAUUGUCCUUUGUCCUCUGAGGCACCAUCUCGGACUAUAACCUAGGAUCAGCAUUUAGAAACUUUCAUGCUCUCAUCUUAGGUGACUUACAGAGUCGAGCUCUCAAAAGACUAAUACACAUAGCUUUCUACUUUUAAUUUUUAUAUGCAACUAUUCAAGCUCAUAGUAUUUUCACAGUCUUUGAAUGAAAUUUGGAAUCAUUACACAUUAUCGUGGUUAGUGUAGGGUAGGGUCUCUGAUGAGUAAGGAUUUUCCUGGAAGCCUCCUCUAUCCAAAAGAGAAUCUGAACUCCCAUUAUUAUUAUCAUUAUUAUUUUACUGGUUCUGUAAACACCAUAUGUUUCUGCAGCCCCCUUAACUUCCAGCUUUAGAAUUAGCUGCCAAAGAAGUUCCUGUGGUCCACAGGGGAGCUUAGCAAAAUUGUCAUUGAAAGGAAGAAAUCCCACUUGCUUAGUAUCAGAAGCUUCUAGUUAAAAUAACUCACUAAAUAUUGAGUAAAAUAUUACGUAAAAUGUACUUGUGGGUAUAGUGUGGAAGUACAGAACAGUUUAUGAAAGAAUACUAAAAUAACAAAAACACGGACUUUUUCACUGCCUAUGAAUGUUCUAAAUGACAGCCCAGAGUUGCUCAGUAGUAUUACUUAACAAGAGCAGGUGCUGAGCAUUGGCAAGAGGAUGUGCCAUCUUUCUGCAGUUCUAAUUGUUUUCUCAUAAACUUGAGGACAUCCAGAAGUUCUCUAAAUUCUCGUGGUAGCUUUGCCACAAGACUGUUCUUUUUUUCCCAAGCCAAUUCAUGGUUAAGGUGGGGAGGGCAUCUCAGGAGAGCGAUAGUGGGUCUUCCUGGGAGAACGCAGGGUCUGUUUGUCGAAGGACCGGUAGGGCAGCGCUCGGAGUUGGGUUUGCAUGCCACUACAUAAAGCUAGGUCCAAGCUGGGGGUGGAGGAAGGAUCUUUCCCUUAUUAACUGUCUUGGGGACAGUGUGUCAAGUUGAGCUCUGAGACCCGGCUGUGUGCUCCCUUCUAGAUGAAGAGUCAAAACUGGGGGUUGCCCAGCUAGGGGGCUGAUUAUUCCCUGGCUGAUUUGUGUGUGUGCAUUUCUGUAGUUUUGAUUUAUCUCAUUGGAGGUUUUGUUUACACACAUUCUUCCAUCCCCUCCUCACGACAGUUGUGGAUGGUGGGAAGGUCAGCGGUUACCCCAUUUUCCCCACUUUAGACUGGAGAAAUGGGUUCAGACAGGUAUGUGACCUGAAUUUUGGGGUCAAAUCUUCUGACUGCAAGUCUAGUCUUCAUUCCUGGAAUUGGACAGGCCUUGAGCUAACCUUUGAACAGCCCUUUUGGUUUUGGGGAGAAUCAGGUCUUUGCAUUGCCUACACACACACACACACACACACACACACACACACACACAUUUGAACCAUUGUCCUUAACUACUGUAACACAGGCCUUUUUAUAUCUAUGUUUUCACUAUAUGGUAUCUCCCCGCCCCUCCAUCACUUCUAGAAGAGAACACAAACUACCAAACAGAUGGAAGUUAAUUAGGGGAAAUACGUAAUAGCCCAUCUCUGACUCAAGACCUGAAAUUGUAGCUGGGCACUUAACCAAGACCAGAGCAGAAGUGAUUAUCUUGCAAUUCCACAUUAGCUUGGAAUCAAGUUAAUAUUUAAAUUGAUUUUAAAGGAAGUAAAAAAGAAUUCUCAGUGCUCCCUUCUUAUUGCUAACCUCACAUUCAGAUUUUCUAAGCCUUCUAUUUUUCCAUUCUAUUCAUCUGAGGGAAAACCAGUAUCAGUAGUAGUAGUCAAUCAAAUAGUGUGUUAGGGGGCCUUCUGCCUGCCACAACCAUUGUCACUGAACUGAAGUGCACGAUAUGGGAGAGGAAAGAGGGUGUGGCUUUUUCUGCGCCCAAGUUUGUGGGCGGGUGAUACAUUGAAGCAAAUCAGUUAAAAAAAGCAGUGUGCUCAUUGUUUGAGAAAGGGAAUGAAUGAAUCAUUUUGGUGCAUAUCCAUACUUUUUGGGCACAACUCAGGGUUACCAGAGUGGGGUUCAACUACACAUGUUUUGUACUAUUGUUUCUUUCCUUCCUGGGCACAUUUAUUUAUUUAUUUUUUAUGUCAAUAGUGACUAUGUUAAAAGUUUGUGCUGUAGCUUCUUUAACCAAUACUCUUCUGUGCAUGGUGCAUUUAGAAUGUUUCCAGACGUUUGCUAUCCUUAUACAAUUCAUAUGUAUGUAAUUAUCAAAUUCCUGGGAAUGAAAUUGAAAAUGAUAUACAUUUUGUGUUUACUACAUAUUGUCAGAGGAAUCUCAACAGAAAGUUUAUACCAGUUGACAUUUUCACCAGCAGAAAGCCUCAAACACCACUGGGCACUGUUGACCUGUUUCAUUUUGAUUAAUCUGAUGGGUGAAAAAUGAUGACUCAGUGUUUUACUUGCAUAUCUCUAUAUUUGCAUGUGGACUGGUCAUUUGCAAUUCUGUCUUGGUGAAUUAUUUUUUUUCUCAAGUACUUGGCUUGUCUUUUAUUGAUAUGAAAAGCUCUUUGUAUCAUAGUAAUUUUUUUCCUAGCUGUCAUAUUUUGUAAACAAAUUUUCUAAUUUAUCAUCUCCCUUUUGACCUUGUUUGUGUCAAACAUUGCCACACAAAAACUUUACAUUUGGAUAGUCAAAUUUAUCAGUCUUUUCCUAAUCUAUUUUGCCUUUGGUGCCAUGCUUGGAGGGACCUUCCAGUCUCAAGGUAAUAAAUCUAAAUCAACAGUUUAAAAAAAAACAACACGUAAGUCUAUAACCCAUCUGAAAUUUAUUUUAGUAUAAGGAGUGAGAUUCGGGGGGUGGAUCUUUUUUAUUAAGUUGCUAAAUGGUUUAGCCAGUUGUCCUAUUAAUAUUCGUUGACUCUUUCCCCCAGUGAUUUGAAUUAUAUACUGAAUCAUAUACCAAAGUCUAUUUCUGAACGUUCCCCUUUGUUCUACUGAUGUAUUUCUGUGCCAAUAUCACCUGCUGUAAUUUUAAAAUAGGGUUUUUCAUACCAAGUAAAAGUAAGUUACCACUCUUUCUGUUAAUUCUCAGAUUAUCCUCAGCUUUUAUUAUGUAUUUGUUCAGGGAUACAUAUUUAUUGUACAUAAACUAAAGAAUUAUUUGGUCAG
Zalophus californianus (California sea lion) is the source of this 7657-nucleotide messenger RNA. RefSeq names its product sushi domain containing 1 (gene SUSD1). Lineage: Eukaryota; Metazoa; Chordata; Mammalia; Carnivora; Otariidae. The record is from RefSeq and is a predicted model, not a curated record. The transcript has 16 exons. Gene Ontology annotation, molecular function: calcium ion binding. The coding region runs from base 1125 to 3107 and encodes 660 amino acids.